Messenger RNA from Cyphellophora attinorum, 1629 nucleotides. RefSeq names its product Histone acetyltransferase. The transcript has a single exon. The record is from RefSeq and is a predicted model, not a curated record. The coding region runs from base 1 to 1629 and encodes 542 amino acids. Gene Ontology annotation, molecular function: histone H3K56 acetyltransferase activity. Gene Ontology annotation, cellular component: nucleus. Gene Ontology annotation, biological process: DNA damage response. Lineage: Eukaryota; Fungi; Ascomycota; Eurotiomycetes; Chaetothyriales; Cyphellophoraceae.
AUGUCGUCUUCUUCCGCUAGCUUGAGUGCCCGCCUGGCUGAUGCGCUCCCGCGUGGCACCAAAGCACGGGCGUACCAUAUUUCGACUACCCCGGCAAAGACAGACGCAAUAUACUCGGCCGCACCUUCUCAGCCUGAACAGACCACUUAUUGCGAAAGUCACUUUCUUGUCCUUGCAACCCCGCGCCAGGCUGAUCGCGACGAGCUCGCGAUCCUCGCUUUGGAGGUGCUCAUAUUCACCACCCCUGCACUCACUACUGUCUUCGUCUCGAAAGCGGAUUCGACCGGUUAUGCGUCGCUACUGGAGGUGCCUCGCGGCCAGCCUUCUCCGAUAAAGUCCGUCGUACAGGCAUUUAUUGAUUUCCUGCUUGAGCCAAGGCUCGUGGAGUCAAGAGUCGCUUUGUCACUCUUUGCGAGGGCGCAGGAUCAAUACCUCUUCCCAGGCAGCAUUGAUAAUCCCGGGAAGCAUGUACUGGAUGACCGACAACUCAUUAAGUGGUGGUGUCGGAUCACUGACGCAGUUUGGCGACCGCAUGCGAGUGACGAAUCAAGCACAGAGCAAGAAAUCAGCGCCCAUCUGCUUAUACCUGGACUAGAGAAAGGCGAAACUCGGGCGUUUUUCCCGCCGUCAAGUCACAGAGAUCCCGUCGUCAGCCCGAAAUGGACAAACGACUAUCCUGUUGGCUUACUAGCAACUGAUAGGAGGCUACCAGUACGUUGUCUGAUUCCACGAUUACCAGAUGAUCCCAAGUCACGCUUUCUCGGGGACCUAGAUCUGGACCACGUCGGUUCUGACGGCCAAUGGCGAACAAUCAAAACCUUGGACCAAUUCUGGGAGUUCAUGUCAUACCGCCAGGAGUGUUCCGCUGGACGUCUGGUUGGGUUUCUUUGGGUCGUGUUCGUACGGCCUCAGGAACCUUCUCGUCCGUCGAGGGGCUUUGACCAGGCGCCGGAUCAUGCGCCCAGCACUUCGUCGUCAUUCUGCGUGCCACAACUACCAACGCCAAGAGACUCGCAAUCUCAGCAGCAAGAGGUUGAAGAGCAUUCACCAGCGGGAAUAGGACGACUCGAACAGGCACUACAGACCGACUCGCCACCUCCGUCGUCGCCGCCCUCAGUACAUGAAACGAGUGAAAUCAACUCCAAUGUGCCACAGACGAAUGAUGAAAAAGCGACCGGGCUGGAAUCAAAUGAGGUUGCCACAGAUGAGGGUGCUCUCGAGCAUGGUGUUGAGGUCCAAUGGCCAAGUUCUACACAAGGUCAAGUUCUCUUGAAUGCAGACACGUACGAGAACAUUAUCGACGGCUUGUUGCGUCUCGAUUUCACUGGUGAGAUCGCCGCUGCGCAAAGCACGACGAAGUGGGUAUCGAGCGUGCUAGAAAAAUCAGGCCCCGCAGACUUUGGUCUCGAUACCGUGGGGACUCGGUCCAUAUCAACACCAACAACGGCUGAAACGAGUGCUUCAGCCACAGCGACAGUACCCACGAUGCUGCUCGGCGUUCGGAAGAAGCGCAAACAAGAUCAAGACGAUACCGCACCUCCGACGGAGCCGCCAACGAUAGGUCCCACCGUAAACGUACUUUCGGCUGGUCUGGUCAAGAAGAAGCCGAAGGUCGAUAAAGCGACUUGA